Messenger RNA from Cololabis saira (Pacific saury), 1368 nucleotides. RefSeq names its product chromatin accessibility complex subunit 1 (gene chrac1). Bases 127 to 486 code for a protein of 119 amino acids. Lineage: Eukaryota; Metazoa; Chordata; Actinopteri; Beloniformes; Belonidae. Gene Ontology annotation, cellular component: CHRAC; nucleus. Gene Ontology annotation, molecular function: protein heterodimerization activity. The record is from RefSeq and is a predicted model, not a curated record. The transcript is spliced from 3 exons.
CAGGUGGCGGUGUUCCAGUGUAAAGACCGCCAAACACCUUUUUAGACGAAAGACGAAGGAAUACGUCACCGUUCAAAACAAUACUGCAAGCUAUGAGUUGUGACUGACGCUAACUUCAGAGAAAAGAUGUCUCAAAACAACCUCAACAAAGACGACCAAACGUCUGCAGCCAAAAAGGGAAUCUCGCUGCCGAUAUCCAGAGUCCGGCUGAUCAUGAAGAGCUCCCCGGACGUGUCGAGCAUCAACCAGGACGCGCUGUUCCUCACCACCAAGGCGACGGAGUUGUUUGUGCAGCAUCUGGCCCAGUCCUCGUUCAACAGCGGCUCCGGGAAGGAAAGCAACUCUCUGUCAUACAGCGACCUGGCUAGGACCGCGGAGGAGACCGACACCUUACAGUUCCUCACAGAUAUCUUGCCUAAGAAGAUCUUGGCCCGAGAUUACCUCAAAUCCUUGGAGGAUAUGCAAGAGGAGGAAGCUGAUUUUUAAAAAGGAAAUUACUUUUCCGUCUGGACAGAUGUUGCCUCUCAUUGACAGCCAGGCGACUGUCACAAAAGACUCUGAAGGUCUCAGUGCUUUUAAACACACAAAGUUAUUGUAGGGCUUGCUGUGAAAAGUCAGAACCGAGAGUUGGUCCAAACGCAGAGUCAAACUAACUACACUGUGUCUUAAACAUUGUAGGUGAUGAAUAAUUGCUGUAAAUAGAAUUUGUAACUCUGGGGCUAUAAAAACCAAAAACAAAAUGGCAUUAGACAAAUAGUACCUCAGUGGGUUCUCUGCAGGAUUGAUAUGCUGUGCAAAAGAAACGAGUCCUGCUGUGACUCUUCUGUUUUUAGUUUGGAUUUUUCCAUUUUGCCUAGACCGUAUGAGGGCGUCUGGUAGCAGUUACUUACUUUUAUAAUUUUUUUUUUCCUUUGCAAGGACCGGAAGAGAAACAUGUUCUCUGAACAGCCUGCGGGCACAAGCGAGACUACUUUGUGUAAAAGUCCAUUACGUGGAAAUCCACUCCUCAGCUGGAGCCCAGAUGUCUCAGCGCCUGAGUUGCUACUGUGUUUAGUACACAUUUCAGUGCAUUGUUUAUCUUAGAAAUGCUGUCAAACAUUGAUGUCCACAACUAAUUUGCUGAUUUUAAUAAUUAUAAGUCAUACUUCUUUGAAGAUAUGAACACAUUUUUCAGAUCUUUAAUACCGUACUUGAAAAUAAUUGCUUUUUUCCCAUGCCUAAAUUCACACCGGUCUUUAAUUUAUUUGAAUAAUUACAAUGUGUACAAUCAAACCUUGAUUUUUGUUUUGGAUUUAUAAUAAAAUAAGGACUUUUGCUUUACUGAAUGCCUUCAUUCCAGCCUGAGAGACACAUUAAAGAGAAAGCUUU